AUGGAGCGUUCGUCCUUGUUCUCGAUCUCCAUCAGUUGCCCUGCGCUGAAUCUCAAAGGUACCUGGGUUCUUCAACUUGCAGGGCAGGCUGCAGACCUCGUCAAGCAAUGCCUUUCGCAGUUUCUGGACGUCCUGCGCGGCAGUGGCAUGGUCACAGUCGAGAAGCAGGGAGACCUCUCGGUUGGGCAGGUGCUGAACAUUGACAAACUCCUUUACAAGCGGCUUCAGGAAUGGGAGGAGAAGCUGAAGGCUUGUGACAAGAUCAAGAGCGAGAAGGAGACUUGGCAGCGGCGCGUGAACGACAUGCGCAUCGAGUACAUCCGCGAGAUCGAGAUGUUCCGCCUCAAGCUCCGACGCCUGCAAAAGAACGAGUCGGUGUCAGAUUUGCGCGACAGCUCAAUGAAGAAGUCGAGGAACGCCGCAGCUCAGACGGAGCUCGAGGCGGGUUUGGGAGAGCUCUGCUCAGUGUGGGACAAGGUCUUUGAGAUCCAAGCACGCAUGGAUGCCAUCAACCAGCGCAAUGCAGACUUUGAUAAGGUGGACGCACACCUUAAAGUCCUGCAGGAGCAGGUCCUCGCCCAGGAAGCCCACAUCGUGGCUCUAGAGAAGGCGCUCGUGGAGGUCUCGGGCGCAGCUCUCACGCGCCAAACGGCCCUGGAGCUGGCAAUGCGAGAGGUCCAAGCCUUGGCGUACCUGUCCAGAGAAGGCAGGGACCUGAGCUUGAUUGGCCGCGAUGAGCUCUGCCCGCGGCCCAAGCCGGCGGAGAUCCUCGCGGACCUCGAAGCGGCGAUGACCCGAGAUUCUCAGCAAGUGCUGCAGGCUGCCUUGAAAUGGCGGCCACCAUGGCAGCAGACGUCGCAAAUGGUGAUGGAGGUGAGAGAACUCUUGAACGCACUUGCCGGUGCUUACGACGACUGGGAUAUGGGCGAUGGCAAAUUGCAUCGGGGUGAAGUCUCUGCCGCUGCUGCAGCCUUGCUGGGGCGCGGUGCCUGGCCGGUGCCUCCCAAUGACGCCAGAGUGGAGGACGUCUGGAAUGCCCUGAGCGCUACACAGGACUUGCACGACACGCUGCAAGCCGUUCGGUCGGCCAGUGUCCAUAUGCGCGGCUUCCUCCAGGGCCCUGGCCCCUUCUCUACGGAGUCCACUGCGAAGAUGGUGCCGGAGGUGGCGCAAGGGCUGCAGCGUCUGCGGACAUUGCUGUCGUCGGAGUUGCAGGAGGAGGAGGAGGAGGCACUGGACUCAGUCGGGCCGGUGGAGGGGUCUGACGAGUUGCACGAGGCUGUGGCAGACCAGCUUCAAGACAGAGGUGGAGAUGACUUCCGGCUGGAGGAGAUGUUCGUCCAGCCGGAUAGCCGGACUGACUCUGCGCAGGCCCUUGUUGCUGCGCGACCUAGACCAGGAUCCGCAACAUCAGCAGAGACGCUCGCAACAAGCGAUGAGCCGGCCACCGUCGGAGAAGGAGAAGCUCCCACACGCAACGCGGGCACAAUGACGCCUCCACUCUUUGCGGUGCGAGGUCUCCUGGAAUCCGAGGACGUCGUGUGGACUUCCGUGCCGCUUGGGAAGGCAUCGGCAGUGAGCUGUGUGCAGAUGGCAGGCAAAGAACUUCCAAUGGAGCUUGAUGCCGUGUCUGCCCCGAAGCGACCGCAACGACCGGCUGGAGUUCCAGGAGGCAGAGGAGAGGCAUCGAAUUCGAGUUGGUUUCGACCGAAUACUGGAGAUCUUGGACCGAGCAGAGCGGAACACAGCGAGGCGGAGAGCCAGCACUUUGCCGCCUCAGGUCCUGGCGGGAACUGCGUCAGGGAUCCCCUGGCCCUCGAUCUCCCCUUCGGCCUGGACGCGCAUCG
This is a messenger RNA of Symbiodinium sp. CCMP2456, 1847 nucleotides long. The record is from the annotation of a GenBank genome assembly. NCBI's taxonomy places the organism in Eukaryota, Dinophyceae, Suessiales, Symbiodiniaceae.